AUGGCCGACCAGGAGAAGGAGAGCCUGAUGGCUUUGGAGGUGAAGAAUGGCGAUUCGUCCAUCCGCUUCUGCGAAGGUCGCAGCUUUGGCGCCAACCGCAGUGUCGCCGGCGAGCUGGUCUUCCAAACUGGUAUGGUCGGUUACCCCGAGUCCAUUACUGAUCCUUCAUAUCGCGGCCAGAUCUUGGUCAUCACAUUCCCUCUCGUGGGUAACUAUGGUGUGCCUUCACGAGAAGAGCGCGAUGCUCUGCUACAAGACCUCCCCGCUCACUUCGAGGCCUCCGAAAUCCACAUUGCUGGUCUCAUCGUUGCAUCGUACUGCGGCGAAGACUACUCCCACUACUUGGCGACCUCCUCCCUCGGAACAUGGCUCAAGGAGCAGAAUGUGCCCGCUGUCUACGGCGUCGACACACGAGCCUUGACGAAAAAGAUCAGAGAACAGGGUAGCAUGCUGGGCCGAUUGCUCAUGCAGACUGGGACAAAAAAAGUUGCCAAUGGCAUCCCUGCCGCGAGCGGCCUCGAAACUCCCAACAAUGCCACACCGGCUGCAACACCUGGUGUUGGCGCAAGCCUCCUGGCAGUCAACAAAGCACUGGUGCCGAAUGGUACCAAUGGAGCAAAUGGAUACUUCAACGGAACCACCAAAGAGGUGGCAGUCUUCGAAGACAUCCCGUUCUCCGAUCCUAACACCAGGAAUCUGGUCGCCGACGUUUCAACCUCCACACCCAAGAUUUACUCCCCAAGUGCGUCCAAUGCGUUGCGUCAUCCGUCAGGUAGAGCCGUGCGUGUUCUGUGCGUCGAUGUCGGUCUCAAAUACAAUCAAUUGCGAUGCCUGGUGUCGCGCGGAGUCGAGGUUGAAGUCGUGCCAUGGAACUACAACUUCCCGGAGCUGGCAGGCAAGGAAUACGACGGUCUGUUCAUCUCCAACGGACCAGGUGAUCCAGCCAUGAUGCAAGAGACGGUCAAGCACAUCAAACAGACAAUGGACGAAGCUCGGGUGCCAAUCUUUGGUAUCUGUCUCGGACACCAGCUUCUCGCCCGUGCGGCAGGCGCUGAAACGAUCAAGAUGAAGUUCGGUAACCGCGGACACAACAUCCCCUGUACGAGUCUCCUCUCUGGGAAGUGCUACAUUACUUCUCAAAACCACGGAUAUGCCGUCAACUCCGAGACCUUGCCCACUGGCUGGAGUGAGCUGUUCGUCAACGCCAACGAUAACAGUAAUGAGGGUAUACGCCAUGUCAGCCGACCAUACUUCAGUGUGCAAUUCCACCCCGAAAGCACCCCUGGACCGCGGGAUACCGAGUUCUUGUUCGAUGUGUUCAUCCAGACUAUCACCGAUACGCUCAAGGACGCCUCGCUCAUGCAAAGCCCGGUCGCUUUCCCUGGAGGUGACGCUGCCGAGAACGCCGCUCUCAAGCCACGAGUCGAUGUCAAGAAGGUUCUUGUGCUUGGAAGUGGUGGAUUGAGCAUUGGUCAGGCUGGAGAGUUUGAUUACUCUGGAAGCCAGGCCAUCAAGGCGCUCAAGGAGGAAGGAAUUUACACGAUUCUCAUCAAUCCGAAUAUCGCCACUAUCCAGACGUCGAAGGGUCUGGCAGACAAGGUCUACUUCCUCCCCGUCAACGCAGACUUCGUCCGCAAGGUCAUCAAGCACGAACGUCCAGACGCCAUCUACUGCACGUUCGGUGGUCAGACUGCUUUACAGGUCGGCAUCCAGCUCAAGGAUGAAUUCGAGUCUCUCGGAGUCAAGGUUUUGGGUACUCCAAUCGAUACGAUCAUCACCACCGAGGACCGUGAGCUCUUCGCCCGCAGCAUGGAGUCUAUUGGAGCGCCUUGCGCCAAGUCGAAGUCUGCCAAUAAUAUGGCUGAAGCAUUGGAGGCCGUGGAGGAGAUCGGCUACCCGGUCAUCGUUCGUGCUGCCUACGCCUUGGGUGGUUUGGGCAGUGGAUUCGCCUCGAACAAAAAGGAGCUUGUCGAUCUUUGCAACAUUGCUUUCGCCGCUAGCCCGCAGGUCCUCGUUGAACGCAGUAUGAAGGGCUGGAAAGAGGUCGAAUAUGAAGUCGUCCGCGAUGCUCACGACAACUGCAUCACGGUGUGUAACAUGGAGAACUUCGAUCCUCUUGGAAUCCACACUGGCGACUCGAUCGUUAUCGCGCCAUCGCAGACCCUAUCCGAUGAGGACUACAACAUGCUCCGAACAACGGCUGUUCGCGUCAUUCGACACUUGGGUGUGGUUGGAGAGUGCAACAUCCAGUAUGCCCUCAACCCAGACAGCAGGGAGUACUGCAUUAUCGAGGUCAACGCACGUCUUUCUCGAUCGUCCGCACUGGCAUCGAAGGCUACUGGCUAUCCGCUUGCCUUCGUUGCGGCCAAGCUGGGUCUCAACAUUGCCCUCAACGAUAUCAAGAAUACAGUCACCAAGGUCACCUGCGCAUGCUUCGAGCCUUCGCUCGAUUACGUUGUGGUCAAGAUUCCUCGCUGGGAUCUGAAAAAGUUUACACGUGUGUCGACUCUCCUCGGAUCCUCCAUGAAGAGUGUUGGCGAAGUCAUGGCCAUUGGUCGAACGUUUGAGGAAGCAAUCCAGAAGGCUAUCCGAUCAGUGGAUCCAGGCAACCUAGGCUUCAACGACACUCCCGCCCUCAUGUCCAUCGACAUCGACACCGAGCUGCAAACGCCAUCCGACCAGCGCAUGUUCGCCCUGGCCAAUGCCAUGCACGCCGGCUACACCGUCGACAAGAUCUGGGAACUGACCAAGAUUGACAAGUGGUUCUUGAGGAAGCUGAAGAGCCUCAGCGACUUCGGCAAGCUGAUGACCAGCCACACUGUGGACAACAUCUCCACGAGGCUUUUCCGCCAGGCCAAGGAGAUGGGAUUUUCAGACAAGCAAUUGGCUCUGUUCUGGAGCAGCAACGAGCAGCACGUUCGCCGAAGCAGAAUCGAAGCCGGCAUUACACCGUUUGUCAAGCAGAUUGAUACCGUUGCUGCUGAGUUCCCAGCUUUCACUAACUACCUGUACCUCACAUACAACGGCAGCGAGCAUGACGUGACCUUUGAGGAUAGAGGUGUUAUGGUUCUGGGCUCGGGUGUCUACCGCAUCGGAUCCACCGACUACGACGAAGCCGACCGACUGUACUUCGAGAACAUCACACUGGAGACUGUCCUCGACAUCUACGAGAUGGAGCACUCGAGUGGUGUGAUCUUGUCCAUGGGUGGUCAAACACCUAACAACAUCUCUCUCCCGCUCUACCGAGCCAAUGUCAAAGUCCUCGGUACCUCGCCAGAGAUGAUCGACACCGCAGAGAACCGCUACAAGUUCUCUCGUAUGCUUGACAGACUUGGCGUGGAUCAGCCGCAGUGGAAGGAGCUUACCAGCAUUGACGAGGCCAAGGUCUUCUGCAAGAAGGUCACCUACCCUGUGCUUGUCCGGCCAUCUUACGUGCUGUCUGGAGCCGCGAUGAACACCGUCUACUCCGAGCACGAUCUCAAGAACUACCUCAAUCAAGCUGCCGAGGUGUCGAAGGACUAUCCAGUCGUCAUUACCAAGUAUAUUGAGAACGCCAAGGAGAUCGAGAUGGAUGCUGUGGCACGCCACGGUGUCAUGAUCGGUCACUUCGUCUCCGAGCACGUCGAGAAUGCUGGUGUACACUCUGGGGAUGCCACUCUUAUCCUUCCACCGCAGGAUCUGGACCCAGAAACCGUUCGCAAGAUCGAGGACGCGACCCGCAAGAUUGGUGAUGCGCUCAACAUUACCGGGCCUUACAACAUCCAGUUCAUCGCCAAGGACAACGAGAUCAAGGUAAUCGAGUGCAACGUUCGUGCCUCUCGAUCCUUCCCAUUCGUAUCAAAGGUCAUGGGUUUGGAUCUCAUCGCAAUGGCUACAAAGGCUAUGGCUGGCCUGCCAGUCCGUGCCUACCCACCGUUGAACGUGCCAGCCGACUACGUGGGCGUGAAGGUCCCUCAGUUCUCAUUUUCCCGUCUCGCGGGCGCUGAUCCAGUCAUGGGUGUCGAGAUGGCCUCCACCGGUGAAGUCGCUUGUUUCGGUCGCACCAAGUACGAAGCAUACAUGAAGGGUCUCAUCUCGACCGGUUUCAAGAUGCCAAAGAAGAACGUUUUGCUCUCGAUCGGCUCUUACAAGGACAAGGUUGAGAUGCUGCCAUCCGUCGAGACGCUUUACCGACUGGGAUUCAAGCUCUUCGCUACCGCUGGUACCGCCGACUUUUUGGAAGAACACAACAUCAGCGUGCAGUUCCUCGAAGCUCUCGGCGACGAUGACCAGCGCGAGGAAUACUCGCUCACCCACGCUCUCGCAAACAAGCAGAUCGACCUAUACAUCAAUCUGCCCUCGAGCAACAAGUUCAGACGGCCAGCCAGCUACAUGAGCAAGGGUUACCGCACUCGUCGUAUGGCAGUCGACUUCCAGACACCGCUCGUGACCAACGUAAAGAUUGCUAAAAUCCUCAUUGAGGGUAUCUCCCGCAACUACGACUUCAAUAUCACCAGCGUGGACGCUCAGACAUUCAGCGAGAUGCCCAUCACACAAGCUGUUCUCCCCGCGCCGGCAAUCAUCGAGCCAUUGGAGGAAAUGCUUAAGAAGUCACCAUUCAAGGGCAAGGACAUUGUCUCCGUCAAGCAAUUCUCGAAAGAAGAUCUGCAUCUGCUGUUCACCGUCGCCGCCGAGAUGCGUCUGGGCGUGGAACGUGACGGCUGCCUCGAUAUCCUCAAGGGUCGCGUGCUGGCUCUCCUCUUCUUCGAGCCUUCCACUCGUACUUCCUGCUCUUUUGAAGCUGCGAUGAAGCGUCUCGGAGGUGAGACCGUGGUCGUCAAUGAAGCCCACUCCAGCACCAAGAAGGGCGAGACCUUGGAGGACACCAUCCGCACUCUCGAUCAAUACGCCGACGCCAUCGUCCUUCGCCAUCCCGACAACGACAGCGCCGAGCUGGCCGCCCUCUACGCCGGCAACCCCGUCAUCAACGCCGGCAACGGCUCCCGUGAGCACCCAACGCAAGCCUUCCUCGACCUCUUCACCAUGCGCGAGGAACUCGGCACCGUCAACGGCCUGACCAUCACAUUCACCGGCGACCUCAAAUAUGGCCGCACCGUGCACUCGCUGUGCGAGCUCCUCCGCCACUACAACGUGACUGUCCAACUCGCCGGUCCAGCAGCCCUCGCUCUUCCCAGCAAAGUCAAAGCCGCGCUCAAAGAACGCGGCCAAUUGGGUCUCGAGUCUGAACGUCUCACGCCCGAGAUCAUCGCCAACACCGACGUGCUCUACUGUACCCGCGUGCAGAAGGAGCGCUUCGAUGACGUGGAGGUUUACGAGUCGCUGAAGGAUGAUCUGAUUGUCAGCUCCAAGACCUUGAGGGAUGCGAAGAAGAACAUGAUUGUCAUGCACCCGCUACCGAGGAAUGAGGAGCUGGAGCGCGAGGUGGACGAUGAUCCGAGGGCGGCGUAUUUCAGACAGAUGAAGUACGGCAUGUUUGUGCGUAUGGCUUUGUUGGCGCUUGUGAUGGGCAAAUAG
Messenger RNA from Zymoseptoria tritici IPO323, 5514 nucleotides. RefSeq names its product bifunctional carbamoylphosphate synthetase/aspartate transcarbamylase. Lineage: Eukaryota; Fungi; Ascomycota; Dothideomycetes; Mycosphaerellales; Mycosphaerellaceae. Gene Ontology annotation, cellular component: cytosol; cytoplasm. The record is from RefSeq and is a predicted model, not a curated record. Gene Ontology annotation, biological process: L-glutamine metabolic process; L-citrulline biosynthetic process; UTP biosynthetic process. Gene Ontology annotation, molecular function: metal ion binding; dihydroorotase activity; ATP binding. The transcript is spliced from 4 exons. The coding region runs from base 1 to 5514 and encodes 1837 amino acids.